CAAGAAGAAUGUAAAACGAUGAUUAUGAUUGUAAUUGUAAUUAUGCAAAAAAUAUAGAAUUCAUAACUGUGAGGAGCCUACUGUAAAUGUAUUGAUUUAAAAUUGAUUUAUUGAUAAAUAAAAUAAAAAACUAGACUGAAUGUGACCUGUUAGGGAAUUCCUGAUUGAUGAACAAUACAACGUUUGGAAAGUUAAAAGCGAGCGAACGUUUUGAAAUCGGUCCAUUGGCGCAACUCUCGGUUGGGAGGAUAGAAAGGAGUUUGCUUCGGUAGUAAAAUCAAGCAAAUCACGGCUGUCUGCCCCCAGUAUGCAGUUGAAGGCAAAAAACCGCAUCGAGCCCGUCUAUGAUCGAGCCACAUACAAACGACCUCGUGUUCAGUACUGUCCACCACCGAACUGUAAUAUAACAGUUCGAAACAGUGCAAGUAAAUCCUGUUGUAAUUCACGAUCUUUGCCAGUGCGCACGGAGGGCGGGUUCAACUACACACAGCAAUGUGUAAUACAGGGGUAGCCAAUAACUGCUUACGUGCCGAUUUCACGUUGCAAAUUAGGGGUAUCCACAAAAUUGCACUCAGAUUUAAAGCAGUUAGUUCUGUUUUUGAGUGAAAAGCAUUAUUUUGCUUGUCAACUAACUGGACAGUCUGUUUGACCCAUGCACCGGAAAUCAUGAGCUGAUUUAUUUUGAACAUAUAGAUGAGAUGUGAUGUACUUACAGCAGUACCUAAGAUACGAAUCCGCUCUUCCGUAAGACAUAAUUACUUUCAAUUUCGCCACGAUGCCUCACGGAUUCAGAGAGUUCAUUAGCCUUAUUUAGAUACCUAGUUCUGUGAGUGUCAUGGAGAAAGUAAGGAAAAUACUUGUCCAUUUGUCGAAGGAAAGUUCCGUUCCUCAAUGUGCUCGCUUCGUACAGAGUAUAACAGGGCACUUUGCCGGUUGUCAAGAUGACCAGGUAAAGGUGUGCUGUUCUCUUGAAAACAAUCGAUUCCUCUUGUUCGGACACGAGAACGGGAAAGAAGGGACAGAAGUACCCCUCAAGAGAGCUUCCUUCUGCCCCUUCAAGUUCCUUUCGAACACAGAGGCCGCUACGCUUCCAGCGGACGUAGUGAGCAGUGGUGUGGACGUGGGCGUUGCUGUCCUGCUGCAGUCAGUCAACCAGAAGGUGCUGCUCACGCGACGCGCAGCGAACCUGAGGAUUUUUCCCAAUGUGUGGGUCCCACCCGGUGGCCAUGUGGAACUGGAUGAAAGGCUGCUUGAUGCAGGACUCCGGGAGCUGCAGGAGGAAACGGGUCUGAAGCUGGACCCAGAGGCCGUCUCUUCUCAGCUGCUUGGACUCUGGGAGUCAGUGUACCCCCCCAUGCUGUCCAGAGGGCUGCCAAAGAGACAUCACAUUGUCUCUUAUAUUCUUGUACACAGCUCCCUCUCACACCUGCAGCUCCAGGCUGCUCUGUGCCCGGAGCCUGCGGAGGUCAGUGGCUGUUUGUGGGUGGACGCUGACCAGGUCAGAGCCAUCGUGUCCGCUGUGGAUGGAGCAGAUGAUUCUGUGGUGCUGCCAGGAAAUGCGUCGCCGACUUUGUGCAUGUCUGAGGUGUCCCCGGCCGGCCGGCUGAUGGAGGCCACCCUGCCCCUGUCUGUGCUGUGCAGGCGAGCCCCAGCGGAGGGGGAGGAUUGGGAGAGGGUGAGCACAGGCACAAAGUUUGCGCUGGAGCUUUGGCUAAAGACACUGAAGUCCCAGAAGGCAGUCAGCAAGGAGUGACCCACAUGUCUGUCUCGUGUGGUGGGGCUUGAGCCAGCGCGGACUCCUGGGAGUCGGGCAGGAAAUGCUCUGACCGUUUGUGAUGAUUGGUGUAUCGUCCUUACCAGGAGGUCUGGGCGGGUGUGACCGGGGCCUUAUGAAAUAUUUUGUCAUAGUCUGGACUGUGCUGUGCUCCUUUCUGUGGCUUUGAGACCACGUGGAGUCCUUUCAUAAAGGAAUGAAGAGAAAUACAAGGGAAGUGAAGUUUACUUUUGCUUUUGUGUAUGUGUAUGUGCACCUGCAAGCCACAAGGGGGCAGAUCAAUAACAUGAAUAAGAGGAAAAAAAUAUACCAGAAUAGACCUCAACAAUGUUGUAAGUUGUUAUUUAAGUGCAUUUAUCAUAUUUUACCAUACAGUUCUUAAUAUAUACUGGACCCGAAUACCAAAUGUAUGGGCUCUCAUGCAGUGCAUUGAAUGAAAGACUGAACUAAACCUUUUAAAAACAGUUUCUGAGUUAAUGGCAGAUUUAUAUUUCAUCCUUUUUCUGUCGAACCUUCUCAUGUUUAUUUCCUGGACUUAAAUUGUUCAUUUUAUGGUACAGGUGCACAUUUUUUCGCUUGCCUAAUAAAAGAUGGGAUGAUUUGCUGCCAUCUAAUUUGGAUGUAACAGUAGAGAUAUUUCUCUGGAUGUGUUUAAGGGAGGCUUUGCUUGUGCGUGAUUAUGAAUAAGGUUGCAUGAAAAUAAUCUGGUAUCUGCUGGUCAUUAGACAAAUGUGGGCCACUCCCCUCUUCUGGAUAAAUGUGUGGAUGAGAAACCAGGCUUCUCUGAAAUCCUCAGUGUUAUCCAAGUCCCUGUGCAGGGCUACCCGCGAGGCUAUAUUUAGCAUUGUCAUUCAGACUUUGCACUGCUGUUACAGUGCGCUGUACAAUUUAAAAUCGAAUUAAUCUGCUGGGCCCUGCCCUUGUUGCUAGACUCCUAUCUGGUGAGUGUCAUCUAAUCGUUUACAUGGUGUUUCAGCUCACAUCUAUAAUACUGUGAUGCUGGCCUUGGCAGUAUCCAUAUGAAGUGAAUCGGUGGAUUAGUAUCUAUAUAAUAUAAUACAAUCUGUAAAUUAAGACCAGCCCACCCUGAAGCCCAGAAUAGCAGGAGAGUGCUUUACUGUUGCCAUUUAUUUCUGAUUUCCUCAUCUUGCUCACAACCAAAGGGGAGGGUAAGGAGUUUUGAAAAUGAUAGAAAAGAUAAAGUAAAUAUAAAAUGACAGUAAUAAUGUUACUGCAUGCAGUAUUGUAAGAAACUGCCCUGAUGGCAUUUCACUCAGGUAUCUGAACUGUGAUCAUAACCUGUUAACUGAAUGACCAAAUGUGUAUGUGUAUCUGAAGUUGGAUGUUUCUCACUGAAUUAGUGAAAGUACAGUUAUGGAUUUAAUAUUGGAAUUGUUCAUGCUGAAUGUCCUUACAGGUUUAUACAUUUAGAGCGCAGCAGCCAUUGUGGGGUGCACAUUUCCUAUAAUGUGCCAUUAUUGGUGCUGAAAUUAAGUACAUUUCCUUCAACAGAUGAUUGAGACAAUCUCACUAAGAGAGUGUGCUGAGAUGUUUUAAUGAACUGAAUUAUGUUAGACCCAUGGUUUUUAAGAUAUGAUUAGAGUGCUACUCAUUUCUGUUAAGUAUUUGUUUCCUGGUUAUUUUUUUUCCUGGACUGUGAAGUUAUAUGGUUUCUGAUUUCACAUGAACUAACUUUCUAACACCAUCUUAAAAAAGCUUUGCAUUACUUUCUUUUGAUGUAUGAAUGGUUUUUCAUUUGUAUGUCUCAAGUAAUGGUUUCAUAGCAACGCUAUUCACAUGUUUAAUUUGCAAAAAAACAAACGAAAAAAGAAAAAAAGAUAUUGGGCUACUUUUGAUUUUGAUUUUUUUGUCCCAUGUACGUUUUUAUCUCCUCGCUAUCAUUUUGUGUCAAGCGGAGACCAGAAGCUAUGAGUAACUGCCCACAAGGCAACAUUAUCAGUAAAAGCACAUUUAUCUUUGUUCUGGUGGACACCUCUGUUUGAUUUUGCAACAGCAAUAUGAAUGAAGUGUAAUAAAAGAUUUUUACAUUGAA
This is a messenger RNA of Conger conger (European conger), 3827 nucleotides long. RefSeq names its product nudix (nucleoside diphosphate linked moiety X)-type motif 17 (gene nudt17). Gene Ontology annotation, cellular component: cytosol. The transcript is spliced from 8 exons. The coding region runs from base 836 to 1753 and encodes 305 amino acids. Gene Ontology annotation, biological process: NADP+ catabolic process; NAD+ catabolic process. The record is from RefSeq and is a predicted model, not a curated record. Gene Ontology annotation, molecular function: NADH pyrophosphatase activity. NCBI's taxonomy places the organism in Eukaryota, Metazoa, Chordata, Actinopteri, Anguilliformes, Congridae.